Empidonax traillii (willow flycatcher) is the source of this 432-nucleotide messenger RNA. It is a transcript of the gene RPS26, whose product is annotated as ribosomal protein S26. Bases 20 to 367 code for a protein of 115 amino acids. The record is from RefSeq and is a predicted model, not a curated record. Gene Ontology annotation, cellular component: cytosolic small ribosomal subunit; ribosome. The transcript is spliced from 5 exons. Gene Ontology annotation, molecular function: structural constituent of ribosome; mRNA binding. Lineage: Eukaryota; Metazoa; Chordata; Aves; Passeriformes; Tyrannidae. Gene Ontology annotation, biological process: translation.
CUCCCGCUCAGGAGCCGCCAUGACGAAGAAGAGGAGGAACAACGGGCGGGCCAAGAAGGGCCGUGGGCACGUGCAGCCCAUCCGCUGCACCAACUGCGCCCGCUGCGUCCCCAAGGACAAGGCCAUCAAGAAGUUCGUCAUCAGGAACAUCGUGGAGGCUGCAGCCGUCAGGGACAUCUCGGAGGCCAGUGUGUUCGACUCCUACGUGCUGCCCAAGCUGUACGUGAAGCUGCACUACUGCGUGAGCUGCGCCAUCCACAGCAAGGUGGUCCGGAACCGCUCCCGGGAGGCCCGCAAGGACCGGACACCCCCUCCCCGCUUCCGCCCCGCCGGCGCAGCCCCCCGGCCACCCCCCAAGCCCAUGUGAGGAGACUCUGCCCAGAUGUGGCCCUGGGAUCCCCAAGCUCAGACUCAAUAAAGGGUCCUGCUCCG